CUCAUAACUACUAACUUAUAUUUUUAUUACUAGUUAUCCAGUUUAUUAAUAGCAUCCAAAAUGUCUGAUGAAGAAGUUCAAACAAAGAAAGGCCGCAAGGCAGCAGUAGAAGCCACCAAACGCUCAAAGAAGGAUGCCAAAGCUGAGGUAGAAGAUGCACCACCAGUAAAGAGAGGAAGGGGAAGGCCAAAGGGUACUGCCAAGAAACCCGAAAAGAAGGAAACGAAAGCAAAAGCUAAUGGAGUAAGUAGCAGGCGUGGCAGAAAGAAGAAGGAAGAAAAAGAAGAAUCAGCAGAAGAAGAGAAUGGAGACAAAAGCAGUGAAAACGAAGAGGAAGAAGAUGACGAAUAAAUAAAAACUCCAGAUCUCUUUUGCU
Messenger RNA from Psylliodes chrysocephalus, 376 nucleotides. The record is from the annotation of a GenBank genome assembly. NCBI's taxonomy places the organism in Eukaryota, Metazoa, Arthropoda, Insecta, Coleoptera, Chrysomelidae.